Messenger RNA from Morus notabilis, 1581 nucleotides. Its product is annotated as protein DETOXIFICATION 42. Gene Ontology annotation, molecular function: xenobiotic transmembrane transporter activity; antiporter activity. Lineage: Eukaryota; Viridiplantae; Streptophyta; Magnoliopsida; Rosales; Moraceae. The annotation marks the transcript as partial. Gene Ontology annotation, biological process: transmembrane transport. The transcript has 12 exons. The record is from RefSeq and is a predicted model, not a curated record. Gene Ontology annotation, cellular component: membrane.
AAUGGGGUGGUUUCCAGGAAUGUUUUCAAAAAGGAUGAACUAGGCCUGGAAAUCGCCCAGAUUGCAAUUCCCUCAGCUCUGGCAUUAACAGCAGACCCUAUUGCCUCUCUAAUUGACACGGCAUUCAUAGGCCAUAUAGGUCCAGUGGAGCUAGCAGCAGUGGGAAUUUCAAUAGCCAUUUUCAACCAAGCAUCAAAAAUAGCCAUUUUCCCACUUGUCAGUAUUACAACCUCCUUUGUUGCUGAGGAGGAAGCAACUGAAAGAUUAGUUAAUAUUGAAGCACCAGAACAUGAAGAACUCAAAAGGGGUUCUUUUGAUGCCAACAAAGAACUUGAAAUGGAAGAGCUUGAAUCUCUAAUUGACCCUGCGUCAUCUUUAACAAGCGGUAACGCAGAAAUUCUCAAGCUUGAACAUGUCAGAAGACGUAUCCCAUCAGCUUCAUCAGCUAUGGCUAUUGGUAGUGUCUUAGGAUUAAUCCAAGCUUUGUUCCUUGUAUUAGCAGCUAAGCGAUUAUUGAAUUACAUGGGGGUUGAUUCUAAUUCUCCUAUGUUAAAACCAGCAAUUCAGUACUUGACUUUGAGAUCACUGGGUGCUCCAGCUGUUCUUCUCUCUUUGGCAAUGCAAGGGGUUUUCCGUGGAUUGAAAGAUACAAAGACUCCUUUGUAUGCUACAAUGGUGGGAGAUAUAUCAAACAUCAUUUUAGACCCAAUAUUUAUCUUCAUUCUUCACUUGGGUGUUAGUGGUGCUGCCAUUGCCCAUGUUAUUUCACAGUACUUAAUCUCCCUAAUACUUUUGUGGAGAUUAAUGAAACAAGUUGAUCUUCUAUCUCCAAGUAUGAAAGAUCUGCAAUUUGGUCGAUUUCUAAAAAAUGGACUUCUGUUGUUGGUGAGAGUCAUUGCUGCAACACUAUGUGUUACAUUGGCAGCAUCAUUGGCUGCGAGGCGGGGCUCGACGACAAUGGCUGCUUUUCAAAUUUGCUUGCAGAUUUGGCUGGCAACCUCCUUGCUUGCUGAUGGCUUGGCCGUGGCUGGACAAGCGAUUCUUGCAAGUGCCUUUGCAAAGAAAGAUUACAGCAAAGUCACUGCCACCGUUUCUCGCAUAUUGCAGUUGGGUCUGGUUUUAGGACUAUUUCUCUCUAUCAUCAUCACAUUUGUACUAGAGCUCUCUUCCAGAUUAUUCACAAAGGACGCCGACGUUUUGCACUUGAUGAGAGUAGGAAUCCCGUUUGUUGCACUGACUCAGCCCAUUAACGCUUUAGCAUUUGUCUUUGAUGGAGUCAACUAUGGAGCAUCAGAUUUUGCAUAUUCUGCUUACUCAAUGGUUUUGGUAGCCAUAAUAAGCAUAUGGUCCUUAUUCAAACUGUCCUCAAGUUAUGGCUUUGUUGGCAUCUGGUUUGCUCUAUCUUUAUACAUGAGCUUGCGCACAUUUGUUGGCUUUUGCAGGGUAUGGACUGGAACAGGACCUUGGAACUUUCUCAGGGAUUUAUGACUACCUAAUACUUUUUCUAUAUUUUCAUAACAGAUGUUGUUACUCCUGUGUAUUCUUUCUUUAUCAUUUAUGUCUCUUUACAAGCUCAUUGAA